AACAGGAUGGCAACUUGGAAAUACUUUUUGAUCGGAUUGACGAUUCUUUCCUCAACAAUUGCCGAUGAAUCACUCGAUACAAGAGAAAAAUCAGAUCUCACAUUAAAAUGUCGAUUUACAGAUCAAUACGAUGCCAAUGAUUUUACAUUCUACUGGGCCAGAUGGACAGCGAAUCCAGCCUUAUUUGAAAAUGUAGCCAUUGGUGAAGUACAACUUAAUUCGGGAUAUAGGCUUGAUUUUCGUCCUAAAAGCGGCAUUUACGAUCUACAAAUUAAAAAUGCCUCCUACGCUCGCGACAAUGGCCGUUUCGAGUGUCGUAUUAAGGCCAAAGGCACAGGUGCCGAUGUGCAUCAGGAAUUUUACAAUUUAACUGUGCUUACGCCGCCACAUCCGCCUGUCAUAUCGCCUGGCAAUAUAGCCGUUGCCACCGAAGAUAAAACCAUGGAAUUGACAUGCAGUAGUAUUGGUGGUUCACCCGAUCCAACGAUAACCUGGUAUCGCGAAGGCAGCAAUACAAUGCUGCAAGCUGUUGUACUCAAAGGAGGCUCAAAGGAUCAACCCACCAAUGCAACGUUAACCAUUGUGCCACGUCGCGAGGACGAUGCUGCCAAAUACAAAUGUGUUGUUUGGAAUCGUGCCAUGAACGAGGGUGAACGUUUGGAAGCCACAGCCACGUUAAAUGUUAAUUAUUAUCCACGCGUUGAAGUUGGUCCCGAGAAUCCGCUGCGUGUCGAACGUGAUCGUAUUGCCAAUUUAGAAUGUAAUGUCGAUGCUAAGCCCAAGGUACCUAAUGUACGCUGGACACGCAAUGGACGAUUCAUUGGUUCGAGCCAUAACCACACCAUACAUCGUGUCAGCAUUCAGGAUGCCGGCAAAUACACAUGUUCGGCCGAUAACAAUUUGGGCAAGACGGGAGAACAGGAAUUGAUUUUGGAUAUUCUGUAUCCACCAACGGUAGUGAUUGAAACCAAAACAAAAGAGGCCGAAGAAGGCGAUACGGUCAAUAUUCGUUGUAAUGUUACAUCCAAUCCUGCCCCCAUUACAGUCGAAUGGUUGAAGGAGGGAGCCCCAGAAUUCCGUUAUUCGGGUGAAGUGUUGACCUUGUCUUCGGUACGAGCUGAAAACGCUGGCAAUUACAUCUGCCGAGCAGUGAAUAUAAUCCAAUCGUAUGGCCAAGAACGAUCUGAACGUGUUGGAAAUUCCACAGUGGCCUUAUUGGUACGUCAUCGACCUGGUCAGGCGUACAUUACACCCAACAAACCAAUUGUACAUGUCGGCAAUGGUGUGACAUUGACAUGUUCCGCCAAUCCUCCAGGUUGGCCAGUACCCCAGUAUCGUUGGUACCGUGACAUGGAUGGAGAAUUCACGACCGCUCAGAAUAUCUUGGCACAGGGGCCCCAAUACUCCAUACCGAAGGCACACUUGGGCAACGAGGGCAAAUACCACUGUCACGCCAUCAAUGAAUUGGGUAUGGGCACAAUGGCCACAAUUGUUUUGGAAAUCCAUCAACCACCACAAUUUUUGGCCAAAUUACAACAGCACAUGACUCGUCGUGUUGCCGAUACCGACUAUGCCGUUACCUGCAGUGCCAAAGGCAAGCCUGCUCCUACCGUUCGUUGGCUUAAGGAUGGUGUUGAAAUAUUGCCCGAACUCAAUCUGUAUGAAGUGAAAACUAAUCCCGAUCAAGGUCCCAAUGGCAUGGUUACGGUCCAAAGUAUGUUGAAAUUCCGUGGCAAGGCCCGUCCCAAUGGCAACCAGUUGGUGCCCGGCGACAGAGGUCUCUACACAUGUCUCUAUGAAAAUGAAGUGAAUUCUGCCAACUCAAGCAUGCAGUUGCGCAUCGAACAUGAACCGAUUGUGUUGCAUCAGUACAACAAAGUGGCCUACGACAUUCGUGAAACAGCCGAAGUGGUGUGUAAAGUACAGGCCUAUCCCAAACCAGAAUUCCAAUGGCAAUUUGGUAACAAUCCUUCCCCGUUGACCAUGUCUUCGGAUGGCCACUAUGAAAUCAAUACAUCUACCGAUAACAAUGACAUCUAUACAUCCGUCCUGCGCAUUAAUUCUCUGACACAUGCCGACUAUGGUGAAUAUACCUGCCGUGUUGUCAACUCGCUGAACACUAUUCGCGCACCCAUACGCCUGCAACAGAAGGGUGCACCCGAAAAACCCACCAACACCCGUGCCAUCGAUGUCGGCUCCAACUAUGUCACUCUGUCGUGGGAUCCAGGUUUUGAUGGUGGCAUUAGCAAUACAAAAUUCUUUGUGAGCUAUCGUCGGGUACCCAUGCCCAGGGAGGAACAACUAAUUCCAGACUGUGCCACAUUGGCGACUAGUAACACGGAAUGGAUGGAAUUUGACUGUCAUCGCGACAAUCCAUGCAAAGUUACACCUCUGGACCAACAUCAAAGUUAUGCCUUCAAAGUGAAUGCUCUCAACACCAAGGGUAACUCCCAGUACUCCAAUGAAAUUCUGACCACCACCAAAGUAAGCAAAAUUCCCCCGCCUCUACAUGUCACCUAUGAUCCCAAUUCCCGUACUUUGGGUAUUAAUGUGGGAGCCACUUGCCUGUCACUCAUCGCCGUGGUUGAGACAAUGAAGAACAGUGACACACCCAUGGCCGCUUGGGAGGUUAUUGAUCAAGUGAAUCUACAAUUGUCUGGCAACGGACCCACCUUCAAAGAGACAGUUCUUGAUCGCUUGGUUGCUCCUCGCCGCAGCAAUGCUGGUCGUGCCUUGGGUCACUCAAUAAACGGCGACGAGGAUGAGGACAUGAGCAUGAAUACAUUGGCCCUGGAAGAUGAUCACCAGCCCACCGUCCGUGUCAAGCUGUGUUUGCGUUCCAAUCACGAGCACUGUGGUGAUUAUACCGAUGCUGAAAUUGGCCGGUCCUAUAUUGCGGAAGCAUCCGCUUUGGCCACACCAACCUUAAUUGCCAUAAUUGUUUCGUGUAUCGUUUUCGCACUGUUCGUCGGUCUGUUGCUCAUGUUCUGCCGUUGCAAGCGCAAUCAAUCGAAAAAGAGUGCCGCGGCCAAAGAUUAUGAAAUGGAUUCGGUGCGGCCAUCAAUUGUGGCUGCCCAACAGAGCCAGGCACCGCCACCCUACUAUCCGGCAAGUGGGCUGGACAACAAGGCCCUGGAACAUUCCAUGGACCUGGCGCUCAGUAUGGAGGAGCAGAAGAGUGCCUUAUAUGCCACACAAAAUGGUUAUAGUUAUCAUCCGGGCAGUGGUGUUGUGGGCGGUGGUAUUGGAAUACCUGGCCAUACGAUACCUGGCAAUGAAUGGGUCAAUAUGGGUUACAUCGAGAAUAAUUACUCCAAUUCCAAUAAUGGUGGCAGCGUGAAUUCACAGGACUCAUUGUGGCAGGUGAAAAUGUCCGGCGCCGCAGGCAAUCAACCAAACAUGAUGCCAGUGUCGCACAAUAACUAUGUCGAACAGCAGCCCACCUAUGGCUAUGAUCCAUUGACGCAUGGCGGCUAUGGCGGUGUUGAUGAUUACGCUCCAUAUCCACAAUUGACAGCAACGCCCAGCCAACAUGGCGAUGAAUAUCACAAUUUACGUAACAGUCAGAACCCAUCGAGACAAGACUACUGUAGCGAUCCCUAUGCAUCGGUGCAAAAGCCCAAAAAGCGUGUUGACCAACAUUUAGAUUCACCAUAUCACGACGUAAGCGGUCUGCCAAAUCCAUAUAAUAUGGAACAUAUGGAACAAGAUGAAGUUAUAUCGCCACAACAGCACAUGUCUCUGAGUUACGAUGAUAGUUUUGAGGGUGAAUAUUCGUCCACACCGAAUUCACGGAAUCGUCGUGUUAUACGUGAAAUAAUUGUGUAAAU
Molecule: messenger RNA, 3830 nt
Organism: Musca vetustissima
Lineage: Eukaryota; Metazoa; Arthropoda; Insecta; Diptera; Muscidae
Gene: ed
Product: cell adhesion molecule DSCAM
Exons: 8
Coding region: 7-3828 (1273 amino acids)
Biological process (GO): cell-cell adhesion
Cellular component (GO): cell-cell junction
Molecular function (GO): cell adhesion molecule binding
Source: RefSeq, a predicted model, not a curated record